ACAGUCCCAUAUGCACGAGAAUGCCGCUGACUUCAAUAAUGAGGCCAGCUUUCCGCGGUUUGCCGAGCCCAUCCCGAACAUCACGGUAACGAUAGGCCGGGACGCGCUGUUGGCCUGCGUCGUGGAUAAUCUGAAGGGUUACAAGGUGGCGUGGGUGCGGGUCGACACGCAGACCAUACUCUCUAUUCAUCACAACGUGAUAACGCAGAACCCACGUAUUAGCCUCACCUACAACGACCACCGGUCCUGGUAUCUGCACAUCCGGGAGGUGGAGGAGAACGACCGGGGCUGGUACAUGUGUCAGGUCAACACGGAUCCGAUGCGAUCGCGCAAAGGAUAUCUGCAGGUCGUGGUACCACCGGCGAUCGUGGAAUCGUUGACAAGCAACGACAUGGUGGUGCGCGAGGGCACGAACGUGACGCUCAACUGCAAGGCGAAAGGCUUCCCGGAACCGUACGUCAUGUGGCGCCGGGAGGACGGUGACGAGAUGGCGAUCGGUGGCGAGAGUGUGAACGUCGUCGAUGGUGAGACGCUACACAUCACGAAGGUCAGCAGACUUCACAUGGCGGCGUAUCUGUGUGUUGCUUCGAACGGAGUGCCACCGUCCAUCAGCAAAAGAGUGCAGCUAAGGGUACAGUUUCCACCGAUGCUCUCGAUACCGAACCAGCUCGAGGGUGCCUAUGUUGGGCAGGAUGUGGUGCUCGAGUGUCACACCGAGGCGUACCCGGCAUCAAUCAAUUACUGGACAACGGAGCGUGGUGACAUGAUCAUCUCCGAUACCUCCCGGACCGGCGAUAAGUUCGAAACGAUGUCUCGCAACACGGGCUACACGAAGUAUAUGAGUCUGAAGAUCCGAAGCGUUGGACCGACGGAUUUCGGAUCCUAUCGAUGCGUGGCCAAAAACUCAUUAGGCGAAACCGAUGGACUUAUCAAAUUGGACGAAAUACCAGCCCCGACGACAAUAUUGACAACCGAAUCACUUUAUAACAAUCGAUCAAAAGGACGGAAAGCGAACAAAAAGCACGAUCCAAUGAUGGUGGGCGACUACGGUGUUGAGGAAUGGAAGGAAAAUGGUCCAGCGAUACGACAUCCUCCCGGGGCAUUCCACAAUGGAGCAUCGAGCGCGACCAGUUUACCGUCCGAGUCGGUCGUCCGGAUGGUAUCGAGCCUCUGCUACUUCCUGUUGCUGCUGCUAGCGUCCCACCUCACGACGCUGCUACACACCGAACGAUGAAAGUGAAAGCGACCGGCGGACGGUGAGGGUGAUGUGUAUCCGGAUCCGAAGGUGGCCACCUGAAGGGCUCUGGCCACCGUGACAUGUUAUCGAUUAGUAAGUUUUGCUGUGAACGCAUCACCGUCGGUGGUGACGGCUGGCUGGUGGAGUAGGCAGUAGAGUAUUUAUGGAGGAUUAAGUAAGACAAGGAGGGGGACAAAGUCCUCCUCCGCAGGCUCACCAGCUCCCUCGAAAGUGUGUAGUAGUGAAUGCAUUAUUUUAGGAAACAAAAAGGCUAACAAGUAAGAUUAAUGUUUUAUGCGGAAUCGUUAUGCGGAGCGAUUCAAUGAGUCGUUCAGCGAUGAGAUGAAGGAUGAAUAGGUGUUGAUUCGCAAGACGCUGAAAUUGUUUCAUUUCAUCGUAGCGACGGCGAACCUUCAAACAUAGCUUGGAGCAGAGUAAUCGAUGCAGUCACCAAUGCAACUCAUUUGCUACCAAAAAAAAAACCAAAAAACAUUAAAACCCAACCCAAAACUCAACAUAACAGAAUCACGAUCACAUAUUGUAAAUAUCAACGCCAUUCGCCCGGCAGCGGCAACCG
Messenger RNA from Anopheles darlingi, 1814 nucleotides. It is a transcript of the gene DIP-kappa, whose product is annotated as lachesin. The transcript is spliced from 10 exons. The record is from RefSeq and is a predicted model, not a curated record. Gene Ontology annotation, cellular component: neuron projection. The coding region runs from base 11 to 1234 and encodes 407 amino acids. Lineage: Eukaryota; Metazoa; Arthropoda; Insecta; Diptera; Culicidae.